CGGCCCUGUUUGAUCUGGGGUGAAUGCAGCAGUGCGAUUCUCACCAACGGGCCGACACCUUGCGUCGUACAGAGCGGUGGAGGAGAGACACUGCUGCCGCAGAUUGAUUUUUUCUUCUUUCCUGCUCGAGGUGUCAUCGAGACUGCAGUCUGUCACCAUGGUGAAGGCCUGGGUUUUCUCAUGUUCCGCACAGCAAUAAUUUCACUGGACGAGACCUUUUUUCAAACACACAUCCGCCAAAUUGAGGAACAUGGGAUAUGAGCGCCUGGGCUUCUACGGGGAACUGUGGUACAAGCCGAAGGGC
Molecule: messenger RNA, 304 nt
Organism: Mycena citricolor
Lineage: Eukaryota; Fungi; Basidiomycota; Agaricomycetes; Agaricales; Mycenaceae
Source: the annotation of a GenBank genome assembly